AUAGUGUUAUAUGUUAAAAGAUUUGCCAAAGUGAGAUAACUCUUGGGAUUUAAAUCUCAGCAGCUAACCAGUUUGAGUUUAUAGCUGGACUAGAAAUUAAGAAGGCUUAAAUGCAUUCAGAUCUGUUUAGCUGUGUAGAGUGUAAUGCAUAGGUGUUCCUGGCAUUAGGUGCACUUUCAAAAGCAGUUCUAUAAACCCAUUUAUUAUGAAUGUGCCAUUUGGAGACUUCAAAUGUUCUCAAGACUUGCUUCAAAUCUGAAAGGUAGAGUGAAAUUACUUUCCUAGUAGGAGAGGAGUUUGAGCAAACCUCGGUUGCUGGAGCUGGUUUAUGAAAUUUGACAAGGAGAUACUUCAGCUGCCUGAAAAAUUUCUCAAAUCGUAGAGAAGCAUGACUUUUUCAAAUCAUAGUCUGUAACUUGUUUGUUUUAAAUACACAGCAUUUCCACUAUGAUCUCAAAUUCUUUAAAAAAAAAAAAAAGUUUCAUUUAGUAACCUACAUUUUAGAAUUGAUUGCUAGUGUUGAAUAAACACUCUGAAACUUUGUCCUGGUUGUUAGAAUUGUUCUGACAACCACGACCUGGAAGCAAAAGGAAAGAGGGUCUCUAGUGUCCUUGUUGCUCAUACCUGCUAUCCGUGCAUCCUGAACAAGAAGCCUAUCUUGAAUGAUGCAAAGCCAAGAAUACAGGGAUGGAAUAGGAUUUGAGCAGAAAAAGGAAAGAGAACUGCGUGUGGACGAGAAGACAGCAUCUGAAUAGAGACUUUUUUCUUACCCAUUGAAUGUUUUCUUCACCUUCAUUUUUUAACAGCAAUGCCAUCUUUCUUGUAGAAACUUCAUGAGAUACAGUAGCAUCAUGGUGGAUGUAGGAAAGUGGCCAAUAUUUACUUUACUGUCACCUCAAGAAAUAGCGUCUAUUCGAAAAGCGUGUGUAUUUGGUACCUCAGCCAAUGAAGCUAUAUAUAUAACACACAAUGAUGAGGUGUUUGUUUUUGGACUGAAUUGCAGUAAUUGUUUGGGAACUGGAGAUAAUCAGAGCACAAUAGUACCAAAGAAAUUAGAAGCCUUGUGUGGAAAGAAGAUUUCCAGUCUCAGUUAUGGAAGUGGACCGCAUGUUGUACUUUCCACUGAAGAUGGUGAAGUUUAUGCCUGGGGACAUAAUGGUUACAGCCAGCUUGGGAAUGGCACAACCAAUCAGGGCAUUACUCCUGUUCAAGUCUGCACAAAUUUGUUAAUAAAGAAAGUGGUGGAAGUAGCUUGUGGCUCUCAUCAUUCCAUGGCGUUAUCAUUUGAUGGGGAUCUAUAUGCUUGGGGCUAUAACAACUGUGGUCAAGUUGGAUCUGGAUCUACAGCAAACCAGCCAACUCCUCGUAGAGUUUCAAACUGUUUACAGGGUAAAAUGGUAGUUGGCAUUGCUUGUGGUCAGACGUCCUCCAUGGCUGUAGUAAACAAUGGUGAGGUUUAUGGCUGGGGUUACAAUGGUAAUGGUCAGCUAGGUCUUGGAAACAAUGGCAAUCAACUAACACCAUGCAGAGUGGCAGCAUUACAUGGUGUGUGCGUUCUCCAGAUUGCCUCUGGCUAUGCGCACACACUAGCACUAACAGAUGAGGGUUUGCUCUAUGCCUGGGGAGCUAACACUUAUGGGCAGCUGGGAACUGGCAAUAAAAGUAACCAGCUAAGCCCGGUGCAGAUCAUGAUGGAAAAAGAAAGGGUUGUGGAGAUUGCAGCCUGCCACUCUGCUCACACUUCGGCUGCCAAGACCCAGAGUGGCCAGGUGUACAUGUGGGGCCAGUGCCGAGGCCAGUCUGUGAUCUUUCCCCACCUCACUCACUUUGCCUGCACUGACGAUGUGUUUGCUUGCUUUGCUACCCCUGCUGUUAUGUGGCGUCUUCUAUCAGUAGAGCAUGAAGACUUUCUAACAGUAGCAGAGUCUCUGAAGAAAGAGUUUGACAGCCCAGAAACCUCAGAUCUAAAGUUCCGUGUGGAUGGAAAGUACAUCCAUGUUCACAAAGCUGUUCUGAAGAUCAGGUGUGAACACUUCAGAACCAUGUUCCAGUCAUACUGGAAUGAGGACAUGAAGGAAGUGAUAGAAAUAGACCAGUUUUCUUAUCCUGUGUAUCGUGCCUUUCUUGAAUACUUGUAUACAGACAGUGUUGACCUUCCACCUGAAGAUGCUAUAGGGCUUUUGGAUUUGGCUACUUCUUAUUGUGAAAAUAGACUGAAAAAACUAUGUCAACACAUUAUCAAGAGAGGAAUCACUGUGGAAAAUGCAUUUUCAUUGCUCUCUGCUGCUGUCAGAUACGAUGCAGAGGAUUUAGAAGAAUUCUGCUUUAAGUUUUGUGUCAACCAUUUGACGGAAGUGACACAAACUGCAGCGUUUUGGCAAAUGGAUGGUCCUCUGCUAAAGGAAUUCAUUGCUAAAGCCAGUAAAUGUGGAGCCUUUAAGAACUGAAACAAGAGGCUGUAAGUUUUCGGUGAUUGCAAGGUUUUUUUGCAGAUGGCAUGGUAUAACAGGCUGGCAAAAGUGUACAGAUAAACCCACAUAACCUGGUCUCUUUUAUCAGAAGAUGUGAAAGCCUGUAUUUAAAAAAAAAAAAAAAAACACAAAACAAAAACCAAAUGUUUUCUGUGUUCCAGAAGAAUGAACUGUUGAGUAAAUAUCAACCAAAAUACUCAGUUGCAUUUAGCAACUGAGGAUGUUGGAACAGCUCAGGACUUCAAAUGGAGAGAGAAAAAUUGCAGCAUGCAAAAGAUACCAAGUGGUGUUAAGGACUUAUUUUUCAGGCUAGGAUGUCUCAAUUCGAGCACCAUCUGUUAAUAUUUUAAAUGCAGUACUUGGGGUACUGGCCUUUUGGGGUUAGAGAACAGUCUCUCACCUGAGCCACUGAAUGAUGUCACUUGAAACAUUAACUCCAUGGGAUUAUGACAAAGCAAAUGGCAUGGAUAUCUUUUAUUGCGGUUGCAUGAUUGUGAAUAAAUUUGCCAUUUGCUGUGUGUAAUUAACCAAGUGUAUUUCAGUACUUAGAAAAGUGUACAGAAAUAAAGUAUCCUCAAAGCCUAGGUAAGUAACUUUGAAGAAAGGGGUAACUAACAGAUCUAAUAAUUGGAAAUAAAGCUCUAUAUUUGGGUAUACCUUAAUAUAAGUUGUAAUAUGUACUUUGUGUGAACUGUACAAGCAAUAUUUUUAAAGGUUAAUGAAAGAUUUACCUCUGGUGAUAUCAGAUUAAAUUGCUUCCCCUAGAGGGGAAGGGCUAUACUGUUUUUGAAGUUCUGUUUCCCUUCCCCCUCCCCCCCCCCCACCAACCA
Struthio camelus australis is the source of this 3301-nucleotide messenger RNA. NCBI's taxonomy places the organism in Eukaryota, Metazoa, Chordata, Aves, Struthioniformes, Struthionidae. The record is from RefSeq and is a predicted model, not a curated record.